AUGGACAAGAAGCUAGUCUUCUACGACAUUGCCAUGCGCCCCCCAGCCGAAAAGAGCAAUAGCGCCGUAAACCCUUGGAAAACCCGUCUAGCCCUUAAUUUCAAAUCACUCCCAUACUCAACCAAUUGGGUCCAACUCCCCGAUAUAUCCAACGUCCGCAAAAGCCUCAGCGUCCCAGCGUGCCGCAAAUUCGCCGACGGCACAGAUUUUCACACUCUCCCUAUCCUAGUGGAUCCCACAACAUCCCGCAAACUCGGCGACUCCUUUGAUAUAGCCGUCUACCUGCAAAAGCAAUACCCAGCCGGGAACGAUCUUUUCCCGCCCCAAUCCCUGGACUACGUCUUCAGCUCGGACGCUGCAAUUUUAAUUCCGUUGUCUAAGUGCGAUGAUGGUGGAUACCCCCAAUAUGCGCGCUUCAAUGUGAAUGUCGAUGCUGCUUUCACCACGCACGUCGGCCUCAUGGUCCAAGGGCUACCGUUUGAUCCUGCGACUGCCGAGGAGGCGAAGGCUGAGUUUGUUCGGCGGGCUGGGGUGAGCUGUUGGGAGGAUUUUGCUAUUACAGGUGAACAGCGUGAGAAACUUAGUGGGUCCUUCCGGGAUAUGUUGGGUGGGCUUGCGAAGCUUUUUGGCGGGAAUGGGCCGUUCUUACUUGGGGAACGAGCUAAUUACGCGGAUCUUAUUGUUGGGGCUUGGCUGAGGAUGGCGAGCAAGACUUUGCCUGCUGACGAGUGGAAGUUGGUUAGAGAGUGGCAUGGGGGUGUCUUUGGAAGGCUGCAUGAUGCGUUGGAGAUUUAUGCAGCUGUUCAAUAG
This is a messenger RNA of Penicillium egyptiacum, 810 nucleotides long. The record is from the annotation of a GenBank genome assembly. NCBI's taxonomy places the organism in Eukaryota, Fungi, Ascomycota, Eurotiomycetes, Eurotiales, Aspergillaceae.